AUGUUCAGGCAUUUUGUGAGAAGAAGUUUGCCUCCUAUUAAAAGAUAUUCUACUAACGCAAAUGAAAAAGCUCAUGAAGCAAUUUCUAAAGAUGUAAAAAUGCAAGAUGUCUUCAAAUACGGGGGUGCUGGAGCUGGUGGAUUUUUCUCUGUUUGGGAAAUGGUCCAUAUUUCCAUCACUUCCACGAUCAAGCCAAUUGAAAAGAAACUAGGAAAACUGGACACGCUCUCUGAUGAUGUAUCCUUUAUUAAAGGAUACCUCAGUAUCGAAAGAAAAACUGAGAAUCAGAAAACUGAGGGCCAGGCAAUUAAGGAUUAA
Messenger RNA from Rhizophagus irregularis DAOM 181602=DAOM 197198, 318 nucleotides. RefSeq lists its product as uncharacterized. The record is from RefSeq and is a predicted model, not a curated record. NCBI's taxonomy places the organism in Eukaryota, Fungi, Glomeromycota, Glomeromycetes, Glomerales, Glomeraceae.